CUGUCAUCCGGGACAUCAGCAAAACAAAAGAGCUCGCGCCUGUGGCACGUGCGGACAUUAAUUCGCGUGAAUAUAAACACUCAUAUCGACGUGAUCUGCGCGCGAGUGUGCUGCUGCGCUCGUGCGGUGCGUCACCUUUAAGACGCCUGCGACAUUUUUUCUCUCAUCCAGCUUCUCCGCAAACCGUCGCGCGAAACAACCACAGACCCGCUGCAAAUGUCUGUCGCGGUAAACUCUCACCUGCCGAUCGAAGGACGCCGGACUGUGGACUUGCUUUGAAGUUGAUUUUGUUAAAAAUUAAUAUUUUGAGUCGGCCGACCAUAGCGGCGGUGGGGGCGAGCGAGGAGGACGACCCGGGCUGUAGCCUCGCGUGGAGGAGGGGACGGAGCACGAGAGGGGUGUAUACUCAAAAUGCUUUCCCUUUAAAACAGGGGGACACGACGGUGGGGAGAGAUAGAGGGGGAGAGAAGAGAUAAAAAAAAAAAAAAAAAAAGGAAAGGAAGAAAGACAGCAAGGGUGGGAGGGAGAGCGGGAGAGGGAUUUAGAAAAAAAGAAAGAUGCUAUUCUCUCGAUUGAAACACCGGGGCGGAGCGAACGACUGCAGCCGACCCACAGCGCGCUGAGCUCGGAUCCGACUCGACGCCACACCGGGGCUUCGGGAGAUGCGACUGAGGCCUGGCGGGAAAGCCAAUAAAAAAAUAAUUGCAUUCCCCACGAAUUAAGUCCUCAAUUAAACGUCAUAUUACACGUGUGCUCUUUAUAUGCAAGUAGUGUUGCAUUGCAUGCCUUUCCAAACCCGUUCGCUUGUCCAGCCGUGCUGAAAUUAGAUUAGAUUAGAAUUAUCGCCAUCAUGAAGGAAUAGAUUUCAGAUCCCCUUGCGUUUCGCUUUCCCUGUCAAAUGCAUGAUUGACAACGGGUCGACAGUCGGGUUUUGGUUGUGUGUGUGUGUGUGUGUUUGAUAUUAUUUGGCGACCACGAGCGUCAUUCUGAGAUCAUUUAACUCAGGAGGCUGAUUAUUAGCACGCGGCCUUUGCGAUGAUGUAAAAUCAGCUCGCGCGAAAGUGUCUCUCUCCCAAAUCAACUCGCUUCUUUGAGCGGAACAUCACGGAACUUUUGCCCGUGCCAACCGGAGCUCCCGUGCCUCCCACGCCCCCUACUGCCUCGAGGUCUCCGACACCUGAGGACCGAUCUCAGAAUGGACACCACGUGGAGCAACUUCCUGUUCCAGACCCCGCCCUCUCAGAACCCUGCCGACGGAGCCAUCCAAUCAGAUCUGCUGCCGGAGAUCGCUGGCUCCGCCCACAGCCCCCCCCAGGAGCACACAGAAGCCCCGCCCUCUACCGUGGACACAGCCGCCCUGAGCGAGGACCCUGCACCGGUGAGGCCGGUGGUGUGUGUGUCCGCGGGGCGUGCGGCGCACAUCUGCAGCAUCUGCAGCAAGACGUUUAAAAACGGCUACAACCUGCGGCGGCACCAGAGCGUGCACACGGGCGUGCGCAUGAAGGACCGCGCCGCGCGUCGCCAUGGACACGCCGGGGUCACGGGGGUCAAGGCCGAGCGCCACACCGUCCCGCUCUCGCUGCUGCAGCUAAGCCCCGCCCCCGGACACGCCCCCCAGCCCCCCCUCGCGGAUGCACAGGCUGAGACUCCAGCCGGUGCCAUGACAACCGCCACCAUGGUGACCACUCAGCCGCUGACCACCGCUGUGGUUGUUGCUGGGACAAUGGUCCAGGUGUCCCAGGGUGCGCUGGUGGCGGGGGGGUCGGUGGCGGUGCCGGUGGUGUCGUGUGCGGCGCCGGUGCGUAAGAACCACGCGUGCGAGGCGUGCGGGAAGGCGUUCCGUGACGUGUACCACCUGAACCGGCACCGGCUCUCCCACUCGGACGAGAAACCUUUCAGCUGCCCCGUCUGCCAGCAGCGCUUCAAGCGCAAGGACCGCAUGAGCUACCACGUGCGCUCACACCAGGGCGGCGUGGAGAAACCAUACGUCUGCCCACACUGUGCCAAGGGCUUCUCCAGACCAGAUCACCUGAACAGCCACGUUAGGCAGGUGCACUCCACAGAGCGACCCUUCAAAUGCCCGACCUGCCAAUCAGCCUUCGCCACGAAGGACCGCCUCCGUGCUCAUCUGAUUCGUCACGAGGACAAGGUUCCGUGUCACGUCUGCGGCAAGCUACUCUCGCCUGCUUACAUCACCGAUCACAUGAGGGUCCACAACCAAUCACAACACCACGUCUGCCAUCUGUGCAACCGCAGCUUCACCACGCUGACGUACCUGCGUGUGCACGCUCAGAAGCACCACGGGGCGGAGUGGAAGGAGGGGCACAUGGGCACCCACGCCGACACACACACACACACACACACACACAUGGGUGCCCAUGCUGCCCAGGACCCCGCCCACGACUCCUCCCACUCCACUCUAAGCUCCUCCCACACGCUGCCCGGCGACGCCCAGGACACGCCCACCAGCACCAGCAUCACCGUUACCGCCGGCAACACCACCGUCAGCCUACUCGUCACGGACUGUUCCAGCAUUACUCCUCAGACACAUAGCUAA
This is a messenger RNA of Sardina pilchardus (European sardine), 2557 nucleotides long. It is a transcript of the gene maza, whose product is annotated as myc-associated zinc finger protein. Gene Ontology annotation, biological process: regulation of DNA-templated transcription. Gene Ontology annotation, molecular function: DNA-binding transcription factor activity, RNA polymerase II-specific; RNA polymerase II cis-regulatory region sequence-specific DNA binding. The coding region runs from base 1196 to 2557 and encodes 453 amino acids. Lineage: Eukaryota; Metazoa; Chordata; Actinopteri; Clupeiformes; Clupeidae. The transcript is spliced from 8 exons. The record is from RefSeq and is a predicted model, not a curated record.